AUGUCGCGUACGUAUUAUUUUGAAUCGGCGGCCACUUUGUUUGAACCCUUAAAAUGGAAUGCUGUGAUAAAAGCAUUUCAAGACUUGGGUAUGAGAUAUUAUAAAUAUUUACGCUAUGAAUUACAGCAGAGUACAAAGAUUGUGUGUGUUGUUCAAUUUACCAACCGUAUAAAUAAUACUCAAUUACAUGCCGCAUUGAUCCCGGUGAAAUUUACGUUUCUACAACGUGUACGUGUGCCGAUGGUUACACCACAUUUACGCAUAUGGCUGCUAUGUUUACAUCAUGAUCUUCCAGAAUAUGAAAUUAAAGAGUGGGGUGAAUUUGUAUUGGGUGGGCGAAAUCGUUUUCUCACAUAUGAAUUACAACAUUAUAAAGCGUUGAUAAGCAAUUUUAAGACAACAAAAGAUUAUACACUUUGUGAACAUUUCGUCGGAGGACGUAAAAUAUGUGAAUAUGCUGAUGCGUUAGAACGAUUACCUGUUGAUGGUGUAUAA
Messenger RNA from Paramuricea clavata, 495 nucleotides. NCBI's taxonomy places the organism in Eukaryota, Metazoa, Cnidaria, Anthozoa, Malacalcyonacea, Plexauridae. The record is from the annotation of a GenBank genome assembly.